Molecule: messenger RNA, 573 nt
Organism: Mesorhabditis spiculigera
Lineage: Eukaryota; Metazoa; Nematoda; Chromadorea; Rhabditida; Rhabditidae
Source: the annotation of a GenBank genome assembly
AUGAGUCUCGGCACGGCCGUCAGCGUCGGUAUUCAGGCCCUGGAAGCGCUAGAGGAUCUCCACUCGAUCGGUUAUCUUCAUCGCGACGUGAAGCCGGGCAACUACACGAUCGGGCGUCGCGAGCGGGCCGAGCUGCGCAAAGUCUACGUACUGGAUUUCGGGUUGUGCCGCAAGUAUACGAAUGAACAGGCGGUGAUCCGGAAGCCGCGGCAGGCGGCCGGCUUCCGCGGCACCGUCCGCUACGCCCCGAUUUCUUGCCAUCUGGAGCGGGAGCUGUCGAGAAAGGACGAUCUGGAGACGUGGAUGUACAUGCUGGUCGAGCUGACGACGGGCACCCUUCCGUGGCGCAGCAUCACCGACCCGCAUCAGGUGGGCGAGUUCAAGAAGCGGUGCCGCUCUCAUCCCUAUGUCGCCGAGCUGUUCGCCGGAUGCCCGGCGGUGUACGAGUCGGUCCUGCGCCUCAUCGACAAUUAUCGCUACUACGACGCCCCGAACUACCAGCAGAUUUACGGGAUGUUGCGCCAAGUUUUCCAACUGCCCAAUGUGACCGAGUUCCCGUACGACUGGGAGCAG